UUCGCAACUGUUUUCAGCCAUCUUUGUGAGAAGUUGUGUUGUGUGGUCGUCGGAUUGUGAGCGACGGGUGGUGUUGUGUGGAUUGUUUUGUUUUAAGUUCGGUUUAAUAGAUCCUUGGGAGACAAGGGUUCCUAAUCACAAACAAAUAAAAUGUCUCUAAAACGGAUUAAUAAGGAGCUACAGGACCUGGGUCGGGACCCCCCAGCACAGUGCUCAGCGGGACCAGUAGGAGACGACUUGUUUCACUGGCAGGCGACUAUUAUGGGCCCGCCCGACAGUCCGUACCAGGGGGGCGUCUUCUUCCUCACAAUUCACUUCCCCACAGACUACCCCUUCAAACCGCCAAAGGUGGCGUUUACCACACGAAUCUACCACCCGAACAUCAACAGCAAUGGCAGCAUAUGUCUGGACAUUCUACGGUCGCAGUGGUCGCCAGCGCUGACCAUCUCAAAAGUGCUGCUCUCGAUCUGUUCCCUGCUGUGCGACCCGAACCCGGACGACCCCCUGGUGCCCGAGAUCGCCCGCAUCUACAAAACCGACCGAGACAAGUACAACGAGGUGGCCCGGGAGUGGACGCGCAAGUACGCCAUGUGAUAGCGGAACUGACCACCAGGGGCGCUGUCGGCGCCGCGCCGCCGCCACCGCCGGGCCGUGUACUCUGUGUCGGCGUGUGCGGCGCGCGGCGACAUCUCACACCGUCGCCAUGGAAACGGGGCGCGGGCGUCCAACCAGCGUCGUGCUGCGGCGCGCGGCGCGAUUUGAUUGGCUGCCUCACACUGUCGCCGCGGCAGUGGGGCGCAGCCGACCAAUGGGCGUCGCGCUGCGGCGCGCGGCGCGUUUUGAUUGGCUGUCCGGACGGAGCAAUGAAAGUGAUUCAGAUAAAUACACCGUAAUCCGUAUACACCA
Messenger RNA from Amphibalanus amphitrite, 906 nucleotides. RefSeq names its product ubiquitin-conjugating enzyme E2-17 kDa. The coding region runs from base 151 to 594 and encodes 147 amino acids. Gene Ontology annotation, molecular function: ubiquitin conjugating enzyme activity. Lineage: Eukaryota; Metazoa; Arthropoda; Thecostraca; Balanomorpha; Balanidae. The record is from RefSeq and is a predicted model, not a curated record. Gene Ontology annotation, cellular component: nucleus. Gene Ontology annotation, biological process: ubiquitin-dependent protein catabolic process; protein polyubiquitination. The transcript has 7 exons.